AAAAUAAUGGUCGACUUUCUUUAAAUGAUUGUUUAUAAAAAAUCACAUAUACGUAGAUUAGAAUUUUUGAGCAUGCUUUUAAUAAAAAAUAUUAUUUUUUGUCAUUUGUCAUCCAGGUUCACCACGUGGUGGGCAGCGUGUUUCGCCUCUGACGUCACACGCAUUGUUUCUUUUUUUAUGAAGAAGAAGAGUAUUUCGUGAAACAGACAAAUUUUAAACGCAUUUCCAUUCCCCAUACGCAAAUAACAUAGAUAUAAUAAUGAUACAAAUAAUAAGAAAAGAAAUAAAAAAUUAUUUGUUGACGUCCGUUCGCCAUGACAGCGGCGAAUUUCCGAUGACACGCACACAGACGUAUGACAAAUGCCAUCCCACCACCACAUGCUUAGCAGACAGGUUUUCAGCAAGCGGCACCAGCAGCAGCAGCAGCAGCAGCAACGACGGCGACGACGACGACCACCACCACGACGUUGCAAGCGAACCGUGAAGAAGAAAAGAAGCACACGCACAGACAAGAGAGUGUGGCACACAGAAGAGGCCGUGUCUCUCCGGUUGGUUCCUUCCUCGGUGUCUCGGUUUUUUUUGGGGGUUUUCAGUUGUUCCCUGCCCCGGUGGUGGAUGGUGAAAAUUCCUCUUCCCUUCUCAAUUCCUCCCCAAGCUCAGAGGUUGGAUCGGGCCCCCAAACGCGGCGUAGAUAUCGUGCACCCCCCCCCCCAAAGGCUCUCUGUGUGUGUCGCAUAGCCGGCACCUCGCAAAGGAACACAUACCCCCGGCAGCGGUGGCUUUGUGACGAGAGCGAGAAAAACCACCACCACUACACUCAGUGGCCAAGGAACGACGAUUAGGCACACUUUCCCCAAAAAAACCGGUCAAGAGUGUGUGACACUGGACGUGUGCGCUGGUGCACGCAGGAACAAAAGUGAAGACGAAACGGAACGAAACGGAAGCGUCAAAACUGCACCGGAAAAGGGCGAUUUCUUCCCUCCCUCCCCCUGUCCCGCACACAUCGCAAAGAUAAGGGUUGCCAUUCUUUUCUGUAAAGAUUAGUCCGCCGUACAGCAACAAUCGCAGCUGUGUGGUUAACCGUGGCGCAGGUGUGUGUACAACAGUCAUACUAAGUCAGCGAAGUAGGCCUAGAUUUAGAUGCUCCGUGGUGCUUGAGUUCGUGCAGUGUGUGCGUGUGUGUGCGUGCGGUGGGAAAAGGACGCAACAGAGAAACGCACACACGCACAGCCCCCGAUAGACCGACAGACGGACAGACAGACACACACAGUGGUGGUGUACAGCAUCAGCAGCAGCAGCAGCGGCGUCGGCGGCGACAGCAGCAGCAGCAGCAGCAGCAGCGGCUUCCGGAUCAGCAGCGCUCUCUUGUGUCGCGUGUACGCGUGGAGCGCGGUUGUGUGGUGCGUCGCCUUCCCGAUCGAACGUGCUCCAGCAGCAGCAGGGCCGUGUGCUCUCUCCGGCGUGUGUGGCCAACUUAGCAGCAGCUGUGAUAUAUCUUCAUCUCAUCCUCCCCCUUUCUGUGCGUGUCCUUGAGCAGCGGCCACCAACCUGGAGCAGUCACCGGAGCAGCAGCCGCUGCAGCAGGCCAAAACCAUGUUCUACCCGCUGCAAACCCAAUUCGAUGAUGGUGUGAUAGAGCUAACACGGUCGGAAAUGCUCCAGCAGGAUCAUCUGGUUGACAAUAAGCAUUUUGUCGUGUCGCUAUCCCUGGGCAAUACGCUUAUCAAUCUCAACAAAAUCAAGUGUCCACAGUGCCGGAAGCGUUUCGAUACGAUGGAGGAAAUGGAACAGCACCGGACGAAACAUUUGACGGAGAACAAGUUCAAGUGCGAAAUAUGCAGCAAAGAAUUUCCCAGCCAUAGUUCCAUGUGGAAGCACACCAAGGCACACACGGGCGAACGUCCUUUCGUUUGUCAGAUUUGUAACAAAGGCUUCACCCAACUGGCCAACCUGCAACGACAUGAUCUCGUCCACAAUGGACUAAAGCCGUUCAAGUGUCCCAUCUGUGAAAAAUGCUUUACCCAGCAAGCUAACAUGCUGAAACAUCAACUUCUGCAUACCGGUCUUAAGCCGUACAAAUGUCCGGUGUGCGAGAAAGCGUUCUCGCAACAUGCAAACAUGGUCAAACAUCAAAUGCUUCAUACAGGAUUAAAGCCGUACAAGUGUCCCGUUUGCGAAAAGGCAUUUACGCAACACGCCAACAUGAUUAAACAUCAAAUGUUACAUACUGGUCUCAAGCCAUACAAAUGUCCUGUUUGUGAUAAAGCCUUUACGCAGCAGGCCAACAUGGUGAAACAUCAAAUGUUGCACACCGGCCUUAAACCGUACAAAUGUUCCACCUGUGGCAAGGCGUUCGCCCAGCAGGCCAACAUGGUCAAACACGAGAUGCUUCAUACCGGUAUUAAACCGUACAAGUGUCCCACCUGUGACAAAGCAUUUGCCCAGCAAGCGAACAUGAUGAAGCAUCAAAUGUUGCACACGGGAUUGAAGCCGUACAAGUGCGGCACGUGCGACAAAGCGUUUGCCCAGCAGGCCAAUAUGGUCAAGCAUCAGAUGCUGCAUACCGGUUUAAAACCGUACAAAUGCAAUACCUGUGGCAAGGCAUUCGCCCAGCAGGCCAACAUGGUCAAACACGAGAUGCUUCAUACCGGAAUAAAGCCAUACAAAUGCUCGGUUUGUGAUAAAGCCUUUGCCCAGCAGGCCAACAUGGUCAAACAUCAGAUGCUCCACAGCGGAAUCAAACCAUACAAAUGUCCUACCUGCGACAAAGCAUUUGCCCAGCAGGCGAACAUGGUGAAGCAUCAGAUGCUCCAUACGGGAGAGAAACCAUUCAAAUGCAAAAGCUGUGAUAAGGCUUUCUCACAAAACGCCAAUCUGAAAAAGCACGAAAUGGUACAUCUCGGCAUACGGCCCCACACCUGCCCGCUGUGCACGAAGUCCUACUCGCAGUAUUCGAACCUGAAGAAGCAUUUGCUGAGCCACCAGAAGCAGGCGAUCAAGCAGGAGCAACAGAACGGUCAGGUGAUGGCUAUCCUCUACAGCUGCCAGACGUGCAAGAUGCAGUUUGAGGAUAUCAUCGAGUUCGAGCGCCACACCAGACGGUGCGGCAUCAGCACCGUGCAGCAGCACAGCGUGAAGCUGGAAAACAUCAAGAGCGAGGUGGAUAUCGAUGGCAGCUCCAACUCGGGCAUGCAGCAGCAGCAACAGCAGCAGCAACAGCAGCAGCACAUUAUUACCACCUCCAAUGCCACGAAUGGCAACGGGAUCAGCGUCAGCCAGUCGCAACCGCCGACCCCGAUGCACAUUCCGUCGGCCAUCCUUACCUCCGUCAUCUCGUCGUCGGUCGGCUCGAACGUGACCGCGCACAAUCUGGUGUCGGCCCACUCGCACCACGGCGGCCAUGUGACGACCAACGGGGGUCUCCUGUCCGGCGGCAUUCCCACCGGCCAUCCGCACGCCCAGCAGCAGCACACCCCACCCGGUGUGGGCGGGCUUCCCCAGCAGCAUCCUUCCGCUCACGCUCAACAACAGCAGCAGCAGCAGCAACAGCAGCAACAAGCCCAUCAGCAACAGCAGCAGCAAGCUCAUCAACAACAGCAGCAGCAGCAACUGUCACCGCUCAGCAGCCACCAGCAGCAUCUGGUGCUGCAGCAGCAGCACAACCUGCCCAUCCAUCUGCAGCAGCAGCUGUCCCACCAUCUGAUCAGCAGCCAUCUGCCCCACCCGCAGGAUCACGGCGGAGCGAACGGCGGCGGCGAUCUGCACCAUCAGGUGAACUUUCACCAUCCGCACAUCUCCCACCUGCCGAACAUAUCGCACAAGAUCCUGUCGCCGCUGUUCCACAUUCCGCCGUUCAACAACAACCACAGCACAUAAUGGAGCGCUUGCAAGGGACCGGCGCUGCGGCCGCCGCCGGGCACGGUUGUCGUCGAUCCGGCGGCAAUCGGUCCGGCGCCGGCCGGCGUGGUGUCCCUUCUGCCGAAUGCGGCGGCCUGCCUUCCAUCCACCUCCGCCUCCUCCCCGAUGGUGCUGCCGUUCGUCGUGAAGGCGGAAAAGCCGGACGAGGAAAUUGGAGGUGUGUAGGAUAGCAUGGAGGAACUGUAUAGUACCAGCGGGUAAGUAAGUAGUCGGACACGGUGCACUUCGUGUGUGUGUGUGUGAGAGAGUGAGAGUGUAGGGAGUAAAAGGGAUGAAAAAGAAAGCAACAAAACAACACCCAGUCAGGAACAUGGGACGCGAACUCUCAGUCACACACCCACAAACGCGCGCGAGAGGAGCAAACGGAGAUGAACAGCAAAAUGGCAGUUUUCAUGUGGAGAGCGGGACUCGAUGCGAACGAACACGGUUCUCUUAAAUACUCAGGAGGAAAUUAAGGAGGGACAAUCUGUAAAAACACACACACACACACAUUGCGGUAAAAAAGCAAAGCAAAUGAAGGUGCAGGACAGUGCUUCGCUCCUCCCUCUCUUACUUUCCAAAAGUCCCAUAUUCUGUGGGAUUGUUACUUUCGCGGUGGAACAUCGGUUAGUGUGCUGUUUUCCUUUUUCUUAUAUUUUAUAUAACAUCGUUAGGAAUUAGCACACACACACACACACACACAUAAACACGGAAAGAUUACCAUAUUAUUCUUGGUAAUGAUUUUAAGAAGCGUUUGUUUGAGGACAAACGAUAUAUCCUUUUUAGUAAGGGCGACGUUGUAGUGUUAGGACGUGUGUGUGUGUUAGAGAGGUGCAAUUAAGAGGUGAAGAAUGAAGUCCAGCAGCAGCUACAACCUUCAUUUAGAGAGAGAGAAAGAAUGUGCUUUUGUGAAAUGUAUUUGCAUAGUAUGCGCACAGUCAUCCCAUGGAACCAUACACAUACACACAUACAGAUAUAUAUUAGAGCUAACGUAGUAUCGUGUACUUGUAAAGUUAUAUCUUAUACCCUUGUGUGUGUACGUAGCAACGUGUGUGCCGGGUUCGAAUGUCGAAAAUGUGUAUAUUUUUAAACAUGCUUUAUGUAAAACAAACAAACAAACAAACACAGCAGGGACAUGUGUUGUGGGGGGGGGGGGGCAGUGCGUGCAUCAGUAGCGCGCUUAUCCUUUAUCUCUCUGCGCAAACACACACACAGCCACACUUUGAGUGAAGGAUAGAGUGAUGGGACUGUGAAUUUAAUGGCACAUGAUGUAGAUUGUAGGUUUUGUUUUAGACCGCAUUAGACGCGCGUGUAACAACAGUGAUAAAAGAAACAAAUGUGGCGGACAGGAAAGGUGAGGAGACGUGUAUGUAUUAUUGCAAACAAACAAACAAAAACGCAAAGACUGCACACAAGCAUGAGGAAGGAGAGGAGGAGGACAGGAAAGUGGGAAGCACUACACUGAGAGAGAAACAGGGAAAAAAGAGAAGAAAAAUUGAAGGGAAAUAGUGUGAUAGAACUGCAAACGGUUCGAGUCCACGGGUGGCCGGUAUAGAGAGAGAGUCGGUACGGGAAGAAGGCAGGGGAGAGACAGCUCGGCAGCGCGAGAUUCGGUGGGUGUGUGUGUGUGUGCCACAGUUAAAUUUUAAACCAUUAUUGAUUGCCUUUUUCGUUCUCGUUGUAAGGCAUCGUUUCUAUCCCAGAGGGGGCGACUGCCCUGUGUUGUGUGGUUUUUGGGUUGAAUUUUCAUUUGGAUUGUGUGAAGAGCGGGCAGGGUGUCACCACAGGCAAAGCAGCAGCAAGAGAAGUGUAUAGGUCGCGAAGCAAACCGUUGUGAUAUAUAUUACCAUAUUAAAUGUGAAAACAGAGAUGUGUUUUACCACCUUUCCUUUUUAUAGAAGAAGAAGAAGAAUGCACGCUCGGCCUGGCCUGUCAUCUCCCCAGUCUCCUGUUUGUGUUUGUAUACUACCGGUCAGCCAGUUACGCUACCUUACCUUUACCCCCUCUAUAUCCCAUGAUUUCGAUUGUCGAUUCGUUUAGGAGCCCCGGGGGCACAUGAGACACAAUAAGGUGGGGAUUGAGUUAUUUUUUUAAUAUCCAUCAGUUGUGCAUGGUGUGAAGAGCGUAAUAUGAGGACAAAGCGGGCAGGAGACACUACUACUACUACUAGCUCGAAAAGGAAGACUUAAUACAAGAAAGUGAUGUGUGAUAACAAAUAUUUGGCUAAGGAAGGGCAAAAUUUCAUUUUAGGUUCGAUAGGCGAGCAGCGGGGCAGAUUCGAGGAUCGUGUGGGGAAUGCCAAUUUAGUAAGCUUUUUAAAAUCGAAAGAGAGGGAGGGAGGGACAUUAACACUAGCCUAGCGUUUAUGUUUAGAAGGGAGGAAUAUGCUUUUUGCCAUGUGCUUUCUCAUGCUUAUUUCUCAUGUUUUUGUUUUUUGAAGGGGGAUCUGUUUCGUGUUGCCAGAAGAGAGAUACAUAGAGAAGGAAGAGAUAGCGAUACAUUCAAUGCCUCGUUUUUUAUUAUCAUCAUCCUCGCUGCGUUAGAAAAGGCUAAACGUGUCCUCAACGAUAAUUCUAGUCUCUGCUCAUUGGAACAAGGACCACACACAAGGUUUGCGGUUUCCUUGUAUGUUUUUUUAGUACGACAACAACACCUUUUCUCUUAUACUGGAUCAUGUUUUCGUUUCGAGACUGCAUUGCAAGGUGGUGUGUGUGUGUGUGUGGUAGAACCGGGACACUCACUGCAUAGGAUCAUCGUGGUGUGUCCUAAAAUAAUUAGUCGUUAGUAUAGAGAGAGAAACACACCUCCCCAGCCAAGGCAAAGUGUAAACAAGCAGAGCAAGCACGUCCGUAGGGGUGAUAGAACUGUAUAUGUGUGUUUAGUAAACCCUUAAAACACAGUGCGCAAUCUUGCAUCAACACACACACACACACAUACACACUUACAUUACAAACAAGCGAACAUGAUUAGUAGUAUACUGUAUAAUUAGUGGAAGAAACCUCACUCAGGAGAGCGACACAAGUUUGUUUUUUUUUUUUUCUACGGGAAGGAAGGGUAGCUCACUUUCCAAUAAGAAAACUUGUGGCGCCGUAAAGCAAAGCGUUAAGAAUGAUUAACAAUAUCCCCAUUGAAGAAGGGGGGAAGCAAUACAAUGUAGAAUAUAUAGUGCGUUGGCAGCAUUACAACAGCGGCUUUCGGCAUGAUGGGAGUGUUCGCAGUGGUGAUCAUGAUCGCACACCAUCACUACAUGAUCCUCAGUUGCUGUCAGCGAUCAAAUUGCUUGGUGCAGGCGUGUGUGUGUGUGUGUGUUUGUUUUGCCCAUUUUAGUACAGGGGGUGGCUGUGUGUGUGUGGCUUUCGUUUUUUAUGUAAUUAUGUGUCUUGUUUCUUCUUGUUGCUGCGCGAUCUACUUGAUCUACUCUUGUCGCAUGUCUUCCAAUAGAUUCCGAUCGUAUGAUCCUUUUCUUUACACACACACACACACACACACACACACACACACACACACACACACACACACACACACACACACAACUUGGGACUGUGAUAUUCGAAUGGAAAUCUCCAAUGUAAUGCCACACCACACGACACACGACACACACAAACACGACGCCAACUUGCGAGGGAGAGACACACCAUCGAUGUUUUUUUUUUUUUGGACAACCUUCGUUUGCCUUAUAUCAGAUUCUAUUUGGUCCAGUACCCAUCCAAGAUUCUGGGGGAACAUUACUUCAGCAGUAUGAAAUACUGAACUCUAUUAUGUCUUAAUUUCCUCUGUUGUGUCUUAAAGUAUUUUUUUUAAAUUGGAACACACACACACACACACACACACACCCAUCCCUCUAUACAUCUUUGUGUUAUACCAGAGGGGAAGGGGGUAUAUAGGACAUUGGAACAAAGUUCUUGAGCACUGGAAACGACUUUUGCAAACUACUACAAACACGAAAAGCCGAGAGCUGCAACUGCAGCACUGCUGCAACUGCUGCACAUACUACACACUGCACGCAGGGCAGCUAAAAUGUAAAAACAAAACGUAUAAUGCUUGAAUGGUGUCAUAAAGAAGUCGCAUUAGAUCUCCCUCAUCACAGUAUGGGUCCGCAAAGCUCUGCCAAUAGUUGUUGGGACAGUAACGGACGGGGAAUCGUUUUGGUGUGCCGUACUUUCGACGCAUCUAAAAACCUCAUUAUAAUGUGUAAAGCAUAUGAAAAGCAAAUGGUGUUGUGUGUAUUUUUAUGCGUGGUGCGAAUUCUAAGAAUGAGGACGAGAAUAGUAUGGGAAGAAGAGAGAGAGAGAGGGGUGUUUGUUUGAAUCAUUCGAAGAAGAUCAUUCAACCGGUUUUAAGGACACGCACACACACACAUUCCUCACAUCAUUUAUAGAAGGUAAAGUUGCUGUUGUGUUUAGCUGUUAGAAAGUACCCAACAAAAUGCAACAACAAGAAUAGCGCGCGAGAGUAGAGGGGAGCGUCUGGGAAGGUAGAUCUUAAUCAAAAGUAGUUUUUAACUAGAGAGAAGGGAACGACAAAAAGAAAGCAAGCAAAACAUUUUUAUGAUCUUCAAAAUUAUGCCCGUGUGUGUGUGUGUGUAGAUAUUCAAAACAUAGACACUGCGCUACCGAAGGAGGAGUCCAUUGAGAAAGAUAGUAGAUUGCUUGCUUGCUCUCUUCCUCACCAACAACCGGUUGCAGAUGCUUAAUCUCCAUCCUCUCCCUCCCCUGCAUAUAGCCCCUCCCUUUAGAAGUGUAUUUGUAGAAAAAAAAUUUGCAAGCUAUAGCCAACAUACACACACACACACACACACACACACACACACACACACACACACACACACACACACACACACACACACACACACACAAGCGCAAACAUAAUUAAAAGUAGGUUGAAAAAUAGCGCAAAACAAAGCAUCUGAAAAAAUGACAAAAAAGAAGAAAAAAAACAUAAAUCAGUCUUAUAGAAGAAGGAUAUGGAUAAGAAGCAACACAGGUCGUGUAAUAAAGAAUAGAGAAAGCUCUGUUCAAAACAGAGUGUAAGCAAGAGGCCAGAAAACAAAAAGAAAACACUUUAAACAAAUCUAAUUCAUAAGGAAAGAGAGAGAGAGAGAGAAACCCAUUAGCAAUGAUACAGAGAAGAGAAAGAGGAAAAAAGGAACGUUUUUAAAACAAUAAUAAUGUAAAACAACAAACAAACAUACACACGCAAACAUAGAAAAAAGAAAGUAGAAAUGAUGUGUUACACAAAGCAGAAAAAAGAAUCAUUACAUUGCAAUUAGAAGAAACAACAAAAAGAAAGAAAAAAAAACAAAAGUAGAUACAAACCAGUAGUGUAAAGCAAAACAAACAAAAAGAGAGCGUAAACGCAGCAUACAUGUGAGAAAAAAGAUGAAGAAAAAAAAGAAGCAAAAUCCCAAGCACGCAACACACACCCAGAGCCUACUACAACACAACCUACAAACAGCGCAGAUUGGUUAAAAGCGGGAGAGAUUGAGUUUCUAAGCAAACGGAGAAACAAAGUGUGCGUGUUGUCCUGCCCCCCUUUGAAGUACUAGAAGAAGGACGUUGUGUCAAAGGAAGUGUGCGGGAGCGUGUGAUGACAGAGUGCGGUCAGUUUGUGGCCUGUGCCAGGGAGGAAAAGAAGCAGCUAAUAAAGGAAGGUGAUAAUAUGUCCGUAAGACAGACGAGAACGCAGGGAGGAACCGCAAGUGGUUGAGUGUGUUUUAAAAAAGCAUCAAAACCCAUUGUACAGAGAGAGAGAGAGAGAGAGAGAGAGAGAGAGAGAGAGAGAGAGAGAGAGAGAGAGAGAGAGAGAGAGAGAGAGAGAGGACGCGCGCAGAUUAAGAGGCCAACACGGAAGGACGAUUGUUACGAUUAUUGCUAGGAGGAGGAAGGAGGGUGGCACAAUGUUAUAUGGUGUGAAAGAGAAGACGAAUUAACAUGAAAAAGUUACUAAAGUGAAAGCGAAACGCACACACGCACACUGUGUAAAGUAAAGUGGUAGCUGAAGAAGGAUGUGAAAGUGAUGAAGGAAGGAAGGAAAACAACCGCAGAUGCGCGCAAAUGUGUGUUUUGUAAUCAUUUUCUUAAGAAAGGGAGCCGCCUGUUCUUGUUGUUACACCUGUGCCUGUUUUUGUCCUAUACCUCCCAUCCUCGCGCUCCUCUUAAUUCCCCCACCCACCCAUCCACCUUCAAUGUGGUUGUGUGUGCGUGCGGUUAGUUACGGUUAAGUUUGUGACUUAUUAACUACUACUAUUAUCCUUAUUGGAGGACUUUUGUGCGCCGUGAGAGAGAGAGAGUAAGGGAGAGCUGGUUCCAAGUUGUUGUAUGCGUCAUCGUUUCGUUUAAUGAUUUAUAAUUGCGAUAAGGAAUGUUAGGAACACGAGUCCUACGGUGUGUUGUAGAGGGAGAGAGAGAAAGAGAGAAAGCUAUGUUAUCCCCUCCCGCUCUCUUGUGUUUAAAGGCACACGGUUGUAUCAUUCAAUUAGUAGUGACUCUUCCCUCUUCCCCGUGUUCUUGUGUUUGAUGUAUUUCAUUGGAAGAAGAAUUAUUCGUUCACACACGGUUUUGAACUCUUUCCCUCGCUCUGUCUCUCGCCUUUCAUAUGUAUGAGAAUCAAGUAAUAAUACAAAAAAUGAUUUCGAUCCCGUUUAACGUUGACGAAAACUGACACAGAAGAAAAGGCGCGCGCAGCAAAACAGAUUUCAGUGAACGUGCGUGCGUUUUUCUUUCUUUUCUUUUCAAUUGCGCGGGAGAGACAGUGAGAGAGAGAGAGAGAGAGAGUGAAAGUGAGGGCUGUAACACAAACAAAAAGAUAACACUAUUGCUACUACUAUUUUUUUAGUAUGCUGAAAGAGCUGUGUUUGAGUGUGGGGAUAAGAAGAGAGGAGCCACGUGGCGGUUAAACAGCGGCGCGCCUUCCUACUACUACUACUACUAUUAUUAUUACGAUUAUUAUGAGUUAGCAGUUACACACAUUUAUGAGAUGAUUUUUUUUUUGUAUAAAGACACAACAACACAACAACCCAAUCAGUAAAAUAAAAAGAAAACAA
This is a messenger RNA of Anopheles gambiae (African malaria mosquito), 10939 nucleotides long. Its product is annotated as zinc finger protein 260. The record is from RefSeq and is a predicted model, not a curated record. The coding region runs from base 1594 to 3876 and encodes 760 amino acids. Gene Ontology annotation, cellular component: transcription regulator complex; nucleus; PcG protein complex. Gene Ontology annotation, molecular function: chromatin insulator sequence binding; RNA polymerase II cis-regulatory region sequence-specific DNA binding; DNA-binding transcription repressor activity, RNA polymerase II-specific. Gene Ontology annotation, biological process: regulation of cytokine production; negative regulation of transcription by RNA polymerase II; regulation of immune system process. The transcript has 16 exons. Lineage: Eukaryota; Metazoa; Arthropoda; Insecta; Diptera; Culicidae.